UUCAACGGGAACAUGGUGGUUCGCAGUACUGCGAGUCAAACAAGCCUCCGGUGCCUUUACUUUUAAAAGGUUUAGAAAUGAACAACGAAAGAACUAAAUAUGCGAUCCGUUCAUCGGCCCAUUCACAAGAAGUGGCACAACUUUCUGAUCGCAAAGUUAGACAGUAGAUAAAGGGACACGCAGUUGCACAAUCUCUGAAGAGCGCUCCGGGUCCAGGUACUGCGAGCCCAGGGCUGGCUCCGGAGUACGGGAGGACAUAAGACAUAAGACAUCUGAAGAAAAUCACAAGUGCUGGAGGGGGUGGAGCUGACUUCUCCAAAUCCUCAGGCCCUGCACGUUUGGGUCUGAAACACUGGGUUCCUCUUGAUUUUUUAGGCUUUUUCAGACGAAAAUCGCGUCUUGUCCCUGUGUUACAGACACCGAUUUUGUCUUGGUAGAAGAGUCUUCGCUGUUUCUUGAAGGGAAGCAGUUAAGGAGUAUACGUAUUUACACGUAGUCCUUACCCAGCAAUAAUGCAGCGUGUGAAGGGGGCGAGGUGCACAGACACCUAUGUGCUUUAUCCACGCAGGGGGGUGGAUUUUUCUAAUGUUGUUGUCAGCUAUCUAAAUGAACUAUGCUUAGAGUGACUUUACAGCCCACUCUUGGCCACACUUGGAUCAGCUUUUCUGGUGGUAGAUCGCGUUUAUCUGUACUUGAUCGGCGAGUUCAGCGAGCUAGUAGCGCAGGUUUGUGCACGCCAGUAUAGGUGCGCCUUGUGUACUGCGCGGUAUGAUGGGUUUCAUAAUGCUCAUCAGAAAUGACCCUAAACCCAGGAUUUCACGGGAAAGACGAGCGGACACCGUCGUGAAUUUCUGGAAGCUAGAUGGUAGAUGGUAACGAAAUGAUCGUUUUGGGUUGAGUACGAGGUUGGAGGAUCCGUGCUGUUAGGCGAACAUCAGGCCGAGAUACUGCUGGGUCAAAACCACUCCGAGGAACGGUACUGUGACUCCAGGACGCACACAUAUGUGUGAAUGAUCUUUUUAUAACAUUAACAUAAGUGUGUACGCUUGCUAUAAGAGGCCGACUGGAUAUUUAUUUGCUUAUCAGAAGAGAAUAGGUUUAUAUUAUGUAUUUACUGCUUCCAUGAAAGAAAUAUUUCAAGCGUCAUUAUAAUCAAGAAUCUUUAUCUAUUCCUUCCAAAUAGACAGGAUUUUACUGUGAGUACAUCUUGAAUAGAACCUCGGAUGUUCAGUGGUGAAAACUAAAGGCAUAGCAAUAGUUAAUCCUUUAAACCGUUUUAUUGUAGUUAACUUUGUGUAACUGUUUACACUACUGAUUUAAGUUAUUACAGUGAUUUGGUUCCGCAUAAUGUGUCCAAACAGUGCCUUUCUUUAGCCCUGGAGAAUAUGACUUUCAAACACAUCCUCGUCAGCCCAGUGUGCUCUGUAUACAUAGGUAAAUAUUAUUUUCAAGCAAGCUUCUGUAUGGUUCUUGAUUAUUUUAUGUUAAUAUAAUGAAAAUUUCAAAUCCGGCCAAAAUAUAUACAGACAAUUUUUGGAAGAUACUUGACUAAGUGCCUUUUGGUGUAUAUCAGUGCCUUCUACCUCCUGAAACACUACAGUUUUGGAGACCGCUUUUGAUUGUUUUUUUUUUUUCUACUGACUUAAAUGAGGCCAUAUAGACCACAGUAGGAGAUUUAAUAUACGAUGUACAGGUGGUGUAAGUACUGACCUUACGCUCUGUCUGUUGCAUCUUGGCAGCACAAAUUUUAGUCAGGGUUAAGUAUAGGAUGCAAUCUUAAGCUCCCAUGCGCUCUAACGGCCAAACAACGGACGGCGUGCUUCGGUGGAUCUGCUGCUAGGAGCUAGCCCUGGCCCGUAUCGGGGUGCCGGCCCAUCGUGACACUUUGCGUGUGACCCAUCCGUGGCCAGCAUACUGCCUUUAUGGGGCAACAGCCAGGGAAGAGCGCUGGCGACCAGAGGAAACCAAGCCUGCCAGCACUGCACUUCAUCAAGGGGGGAAGGAGAGAGCUGGCCCGACACGGCCUGCAGCACUGCAAUGUCUUUGAGGAGCACGAAGCCCUGCAGAAGCCGGACUUGGAGCCACAGAGUUUGACGGAGGCGGCACGUUGGAACUCCAAGGAGAACCUUCUGGUGGGGCCCAGUGAAAAUGACCAUAACUUGUUUGUUGCACUGUAUGACUUUGUGGCGAGUGGGGACAACACUCUCAGCAUAACCAAAGGAGAAAAGCUCCGUGUUUUGGGUUACAACCACAAUGGCGAGUGGUGUGAGGCGCAGAGCAAAAAUGGCCAGGGCUGGGUGCCCAGCAACUACAUCACGCCCGUCAACAGCCUGGAGAAGCACAGCUGGUACCAUGGGCCGGUGUCGCGCAACGCGGCCGAGUACCUGCUGAGCAGCGGCAUCAACGGCAGCUUCCUGGUGCGCGAGAGCGAGAGCAGCCCGGGUCAGAGGUCCAUCUCGCUGCGCUACGAGGGCCGCGUCUACCACUACCGUAUCAACACGGCCUCCGACGGCAAGCUGUAUGUGUCGUCAGAGAGUCGCUUCAACACGCUGGCAGAGCUGGUGCAUCACCAUUCCAUAGUGGCCGACGGCCUGAUCACUACGCUUCACUACCCCGCGCCGAAACGCAACAAACCCACCGUCUACGGCGUGUCGCCCAACUACGACAAGUGGGAGAUGGAGCGGACGGACAUCACCAUGAAGCACAAGCUGGGCGGGGGCCAGUACGGGGAGGUCUACGAGGGGGUCUGGAAGAAAUACAGCCUGACGGUGGCAGUCAAAACUCUCAAGGAGGACACCAUGGAAGUGGAGGAAUUCCUGAAAGAGGCGGCAGUCAUGAAAGAAAUCAAGCAUCCCAACUUGGUGCAGCUCCUGGGCGUGUGCACGCGAGAGCCGCCCUUCUACAUCAUCACGGAGUUCAUGACGCAUGGCAACCUGCUGGACUACCUGCGCGAGUGCAACCGCGAGGAAGUGAACGCCGUGGUGCUCCUCUAUAUGGCCACGCAGAUCUCCUCUGCUAUGGAGUACCUGGAGAAGAAGAACUUCAUCCAUAGGGACCUGGCUGCCCGUAACUGCUUGGUUGGAGAGAACCACUUGGUGAAGGUGGCAGAUUUCGGCUUGAGUCGUCUGAUGACGGGAGACACGUACACAGCCCACGCUGGGGCUAAGUUUCCCAUUAAGUGGACUGCGCCCGAAAGCUUGGCCUACAACAAGUUCUCCAUUAAAUCAGAUGUCUGGGCCUUUGGAGUGCUGCUGUGGGAGAUUGCGACCUAUGGUCUCUCCCCCUACCCGGGUAUUGAUCUGUCCCAGGUGUACGAGCUGCUAGAGAAGGACUACCGCAUGGACCGCCCCGAGGGCUGCCCAGAGAAGGUCUAUGAGCUUAUGCGAGCCUGCUGGAAGUGGGUCCCUGUGGAGCGUCCAUCAUUUGCCGAAAUCCAUCAAGCGUUUGAAACUAUGUUCCAGGAAUCCAGCAUCUCGGACGAGGUGGAGAAGGAACUGGGGAAGAAAGGGAAGAAGGUAAGCAUGUGCCCAAUGCUGCAGGCCCCCGAGCUGCCCACCAAGAUCAGGAGCCUUCGCAGAAACGUGGACCCCAAGGAUGGGGACUGUACAAACGCAAUGGACCCUGUAGCAGUGUCACCCAAACUCCCCAAAAAGGAGAGGCCUUACCUAGACAGCAACCUGAAUGAGGACGACCGACUUCUUCCUAAAGACAGAUCCAAGACCAGCAUGUUCAUCAGUAGCCUCAUCAAAAUGAAGAAGAAGACCACAGCCCCAACGCCCCCUAAACGGAGCAGCUCCUUCAGAGAGGAUGGGCACACAGAGCGCUGGGGAGGAACGGCAGGUCGCGCCGGGGGGGAGCUCAGGGAGGACAUCAGUGCCUCUCUCUUCAGUGAAGCCGCUAACAGCUUUGAACCCAGCAAGCUUCCGGGUGCCAACAACAAUGGUGUGGGAAGCAUCACAAACGGGAUGGCAGGUUCUUCAGGGACCUUGUGUGGCAGGAAGAAAGGCAGCCCUCUAGCGUCCAGCGCUGUGGCGCGGGCAGCCACCACUCCACCAAGCGAUGAAGACACUGCAUCUAACUCGAAACGCUUCCACCGCUCUGCCUCUGCCUCCAGCAUGCCUGACAAGACUGAGUGGAAGUCCGUGACAUUGCCUCGUAAUCCACAGUCCUCGGGUCAUCAUCAGUUUGAUUCUGGCACCUUCGGAGGUCGGCACGAUAGACCUGCCCUGCCCCGUAAGAGAGCCAGUGAGCACAAGCCAGAAUGUACCCCCCGCGCUGGGACUCUAACACCACCUCCAAGGCUCCCCAAAAAGACAGAGGACAUGGACGAAGUUUUCAAGGACACAGAGUCCAGCCCUGGUUCCAGCCCCAAAAAUCUAACACCAAAGCUGAGCCGUCAAGCACAUGGAGAGCUAAGCAAGAACAGCGGGCCGCAGGCCGAACAUCACAAGGCCGCCGCGCUGCCAACGGUGGGGCCAGCGGGAGGGGAUUGCCAUGUCCGUCGGCAGAAGAGCAGCAUGGAGCACCUGGCACCCAAAGAGAAGGGGAAGCUUCAGAAGGCAAAACCAGCUCCACCUCUCCCUUCAUCCUCAAAGUCUGGAAAGAUCUCCCGCAGUCCUCCUCCAGACCCUCCUUCGGAUUCCAAAACAAAAGUCUUUCCACAGACCUCUGACUCCCACCCAGUUAGCCAACCUUCAACGGAACAAGGGAAGCCCCUUGGGUCGGUGGAGGGCUCCAAGAGAACUGUUCUUACCAAUUCCACUAAACUGCCGACUAAGGCCUCACCGCCGGUGUCUGCAUCUGGACAACCGUCCUUGGGGACACAGUCCAUAUCCUCCAGCAGUGAGCAGACAUCUGCCACAGCCUUCAUCCCCCUCAUUACAACACGCCAAUCCUUGCGCAAGACCCGACAGCCGCAAGAGAGGCACCCCAACUCGGCCGUCACCAAAGAGCUGGUCCUCGGAAGCACCGAGCAGCUGCGAGCUGCGAUCGGGAGGAGCUCCGAGCAGACCGGCAGCCACAGCGCCGUGCUCGAGGCAGGAAAGAAUCUGUCCAAGUAUUGCGUCAGCUACGUGGAAUCCAUCCAACAGAUGAGGAACAAGUUCGCAUUUCGGGAAGCCAUCAACAAACUGGAGAGCAGUCUGCGGGAGCUGCAGAUCUGCCCGUCGGCUACAGGUGGCGCUGCCUCCCAGCAGGACUUCACCAAGCUGCUCUCUUCUGUCAAGGAGAUCAGCGACAUUGUUCAGAGGUAGCAGACUAGCGACGGAACCCUAAUGUCUUUAACAAUGAACAGUGAAUGCAGUUUAAAGACAAUGCCAAAUUCCUUAACUAAGACCGGAGUAAAGAGGACCUCUGUCUUAUGUCCGUAGCCUUAGUGUCCUUCCUGUCCUCACUGCAGUGGGGAGGACACAUGUGCAUAGAAUGAAACUUGGUGCACUAAAAUCAAAAGAUAUUACUUCACUACAUUCUUAAUUUCAUUUAAAAAUGCAAAUGCAGCUGUGUACACCCAGUGUAAAACCAUGGAUCUAUUUCUGCAUCACUUGAAUUUUUUUUUUUUUUCUGUUCACCGAUCUUUGUUUUUUUUUAUACAUUAUCAUUUUAAGACAAAUGUAGGUUUCGAAUUGUCGAGUAUUGCAGGAAUUGCGGUACCAGUCAUAUAAAUCUUAUGUACCAAAAUAUCUUCGUUAAUGAACCGUUUAGUCUUAGCAUACAGCUGCAUGUCUUAACAGAUUAAAAGUGUGUUGUUUUGUUGUUGUUGCUCUUCUUUGGUCUGUAGCAGAGGACCAACACAUCAGAGAUGACUGACCACAGAGUUACAGAUAGAAUGUCUGCCUUCCUGUCGACAGGGUGUUAAGUAGGCAUGUGUAAAAACGUAUGCUAAGCAAGGCAAGUGUUCCUGGAAGGGCAAGGGCUUGCAAGAGAGCAGCAUUUGCCUGCUUUAUUGGAGAUACACAAUAAUGAUGCGUUAUGGAUCUAAAACAAAAAAUUAUGGGACUGCACCUUUUGUUUCAUGCAUUUACAUUGUUUUAUAAAACUUUUUUUUUGCCUGAAGUAAACUUGAUCAGAACUGAUCAUUUAUUAUAUACCAAUCCAAAUACUCAUUAUCCUUUUCUUGAUACUUUAAAUGAGAUGUGUUCCCUGCAUUUAUGUGUACUUUCCAGCGCCUUGCCCUCUCUGACUGCAGUGACAGGAUGUCACGCUCUACCUAAUUAUACCUUUGUCACACUAAGGUACUGUUUUCACCUUUAAAAUAUGUUAUUUAAUUUUUAUUUCCAGUAGUCACAAUGCCACUAUUUCUUUCCUUCUCUUUUUUUUGUAGAUUUGCUGUUAAUUUUUUCACUUUGUAAAUAUCUUUGUUCUCUUAAUAUCUUCACAGUAAACCCUGUGGUGCAUUUUAUGUUUGAUAUGAAUACAGUGAUUUAUCACUUGAAA
Brienomyrus brachyistius is the source of this 6432-nucleotide messenger RNA. Its product is annotated as tyrosine-protein kinase ABL1-like. Lineage: Eukaryota; Metazoa; Chordata; Actinopteri; Osteoglossiformes; Mormyridae. The coding region runs from base 1923 to 5252 and encodes 1109 amino acids. Gene Ontology annotation, biological process: protein phosphorylation; regulation of apoptotic process. The record is from RefSeq and is a predicted model, not a curated record. Gene Ontology annotation, molecular function: non-membrane spanning protein tyrosine kinase activity; ATP binding; protein binding. The transcript has 11 exons.